AGAACGCUGAAUCACACAAACUUGGUGCAGUUGAUUGGCAUUGUGGACGACAACGACGACUCACUCUGCAUUGUCACCGAGUACAUGGGUCGGGGCAGUCUGCUCGAUUACCUGAGAACCAGGGGCAGGAGUGUCAUCACCCAGUCGGAUCAGAUCAAAUUUGCUAGAGAUGUUUGCUCUGGUAUGAAAUAUUUGGAAGAGAAGAAGCUGGUGCAUAGAGAUCUGGCAGCCAGAAACGUUCUUCUGCAUGAUAAUGGAGUUGCUAAGGUGUCGGAUUUUGGAUUGGCAGUGAAUGAUGUGAUGAUGAAGACGGCCGGCUGUAAGAUACCUGUCAAGUGGACUGCACCUGAGGCACUCAAACAUAAUAAAUUCACAUGCAAGUCUGACGUGUGGAGCUUCGGAGUGCUGCUCUGGGAGAUCUACACGUUUGGAAGGGUGCCAUACCCCAGAAUUUCCUUGAAUGACGUACUGGCCUGGCUGGAGGAGGGCAACAGGAUGGAUCGACCCGAUGGAUGCCCGGAGGAGAUGUACAAGGUGAUGAAGAUGGCCUGGAGGUGGCAGGCUGACGAGAGGCCGACCUUCAAGGACAUCCAUUCCCUCAUCAUCGAGUGUGCGUCCACCGAUGUAUGA
Molecule: messenger RNA, 630 nt
Organism: Helobdella robusta
Lineage: Eukaryota; Metazoa; Annelida; Clitellata; Rhynchobdellida; Glossiphoniidae
Exons: 5
Biological process (GO): protein phosphorylation; positive regulation of kinase activity; cell surface receptor protein tyrosine kinase signaling pathway
Cellular component (GO): signaling receptor complex
Molecular function (GO): transmembrane receptor protein tyrosine kinase activity; ATP binding
Source: RefSeq, a predicted model, not a curated record